GGUGCUCAGUUUUAAAAUAAUUAGAAAAUAUACAAAAUGUCUAUUACUGAAAAUUUACGACGAUCUUCUCGAAUAAAAGCCCGCGUAGAAGGAAGACCAUCUACAAAGUAUACAUCAUCUAAUUUAGAUGAAGAUUCAGAUGAAAAUUUUGAUGUAGAUUCAGUAAAUAUAAUAAAAGAAGAACUUAAAAAUGUAGAAGAAAAUAUACAAAAACCAGUUGAAUUGUUUUCAAAUGACGAUGUAAGUGGAGAGGCAUUAUAUAAAUUACAAACACCUGUUAAAAAAAGUACCAUGACACAAAAAGCACACUUAUGUCGUACACCUGUUAAUAAAACUACAUUACCUGUAGCUAAAGUAGUUCUUGAAAAAAUAAAUUUAAACGACAAAAGAAACUUGAAAAUACUUAAGAAAAGUCAAAAGGUUGCAAGAGGUGCUGUUAUUGAGAAAAGAUAUAAAACUGGAUUAACUUCAAGUGAAAGUGAGAGUAUAUCUGAACAUAGUGAUUAUGUACCAUCUGAAGAUAGCAAAGAUGAAACAACUGAGAGCGAAAAUACAGAUUUUAGUAAUGAUGAAACAAAUGAAAUGAAAACAAAGCUUCGAAAACAAAAAUUUAUAUUGCAAUCAAACAUAUUGAGUACACCAAAAAGAAUAAACAAAAAAAAUAAACCUUCAGUUAUUUACAAGGAUUUUCAUAUGCAAAGUGACGAAUACUUUGCUACACAAUCUGAGAAAAUAAUUACAUCUGACCGGACAUUAGAAUAUUUACAUAAUACUCGGUUAACAAAAGAAAAAUUAGAACAAUUGUUAGCAAAUCAAAAUUAUGUGUCCUCACAACAUAAAAAAAAUAUUUACUCAUUAACUCAAAACUACACUUCAUUAUUUCCUAUGUGGUAUUUUAUUAUGGAGCAAGGAUACACUAUAUUACUUUAUGGUUUAGGUUCAAAGAGAUGUUUAAUCAAUGAUUUUCAUAAGAGUAUAUCUUAUCAUCCAUCACUAGUAGUAAAUGGAUUUUUUCCUAGUUUAACUACAAAAGAUAUUUUGGAUGGUAUAAUUAUUGAUUUAUUGGAGUUAAAUUGCUCUAGCAACACAACUGAAUGUAUACAUCUUAUUAAAAAAGUUUUAACAAAAAAUCCGAAGGACAGACUUUAUUUAUUAAUACAUAAUAUAGAUGGCAUAAUGUUACGUUCAAAUAAAGCUCAAGAUUUAUUGUCUUGCCUUGCAAGUGUACCAAAUAUUUGUGUUUUGGCAUCAGUAGAUCAUAUAAAUGCUCCACUAUUAUGGGAUCAUACAAAACAUUCUAAAUUUAAUUUCUUUUGGUGGGACACAACAACAUUUUUAUCUUAUCAAGAAGAAACAUCUUAUGAAAGUUCACUUAUGGUUCAGCAAAGUGGUGCUCUUGCUGUGUCAUCUCUUCAUAAUGUUUUCCUUUCUUUAACUUCGAAUGCCAAGGCAAUCUACGUAUUGCUUGUGAAAUAUCAGUUGAAUAACAGCAGUAAUGCUAAUAUUACCGGAAUGGCAUUUAAAGACCUUUAUCGAGCUGCUCGUGAAGGAUUUCUCGUAAGCUCAGAUUUAGCGUUAAGAGCACAAUUAACUGAGUUCAUAGAUCAUAAACUAGUGAAAAUAAAGCGUAAUAUUGAUAGUGUUGAACAUCUUGUAAUCCCAUUAAAUAAUGCACUUUUGAAACAGUUUCUGGAGGAAUAUGAUAGAUGA
Eufriesea mexicana is the source of this 1710-nucleotide messenger RNA. It is a transcript of the gene Orc2, whose product is annotated as origin recognition complex subunit 2. Gene Ontology annotation, biological process: DNA replication. The record is from RefSeq and is a predicted model, not a curated record. Gene Ontology annotation, molecular function: DNA replication origin binding. NCBI's taxonomy places the organism in Eukaryota, Metazoa, Arthropoda, Insecta, Hymenoptera, Apidae. The transcript has 9 exons. Gene Ontology annotation, cellular component: nucleus; nuclear origin of replication recognition complex. The coding region runs from base 37 to 1710 and encodes 557 amino acids.